AUGAGUGCACAGGUCUCAAUUGCAAAGGACCACGGAUCAGGCGACCGCAAGCUGCUUUUCUUCGCCGCUGCUCUCGCCGUUCUCCCUAUUGCGUCAUUUUUCCUCUCUUCAAAAUACAUCUGGGCCGGCAACGCGAACUAUGCCGCCAUCACCGCCAUAUGUGUUGCCAACAUUGUCCUUGUCGCUUACAUCGUGCUAUCUGUAUUGGAAGAUAGGCAAUCGUUAGCAGGAGCAGACGAAAGGCGAGAAAUCGAACUGAAGAAGGACCGCUAA
Molecule: messenger RNA, 273 nt
Organism: Pisolithus orientalis
Lineage: Eukaryota; Fungi; Basidiomycota; Agaricomycetes; Boletales; Pisolithaceae
Exons: 3
Coding region: 1-273 (90 amino acids)
Biological process (GO): vacuolar proton-transporting V-type ATPase complex assembly
Source: RefSeq, a predicted model, not a curated record